AUGCCGAUAGACGUACCGAUGUUAUCAGAGUACAACUUCAACAUCAAUACAUCAGACUUUGUCUCGGCUAUCGCGAGUAUCACAGAAGCCAGGUGGCCAAGGCCGUUGAGAUUCGAUCCAGCUCAAAGGGAUCCGAACAUGAUAUGUGAGUAUCAUGAGACUCAUGGUCAUAGAACUGAGGACUGUCGCCAAUUAAGGGAAGAGGUGGCUCGAUUGUUGAAAAACGGUCACCUUCAAGAAUUCCUGAGUGAGCGAGCCAAAAGCCACUAUAAAGAAAGGAAAAAUCACAAACAGGCCGAGCCCGUGAAACCACAGCAUGUGAUCAAUAUGAUAAUCGGAGGAACGGAUACGCCACGAGGGCCGAUGAUGAAAAGAACAAAGGUUUUGAUUAUACGAGAAAAAUGGACCAGGGAUUACAUGCCCGAAGGGAUUAUUUCCUUCAGCGACGAGGAUGCAGAAGGCACAAUGAUGCGUUGCCUGGUAGCUCGGGUGCUCAGCGGAUUCAAUGUGGCAAGCGAAACUACAAAGGGAGAAAUUUCUUUGCCGGUCAACAUUGACGGGACCAUUCAGCAAACCGUGUUCUAUGUCAUCGAGGGGGAGAUGAAGUAUGCUUUACUCGGCAGACCAUGGAUUCAUAGCAUGAGGGCGGUGCCGUCGACAUUACAUCAGAUGUUGAAGUUCCCAACUCCGGAAGGUAUAAAAACUGUCCGUGGUGAACAGCCUGCAACGAGGGAAAUGUUCGCAGUCGAGGAAGCCCACUCAUUUUGA
This is a messenger RNA of Lycium ferocissimum, 768 nucleotides long. RefSeq lists its product as uncharacterized. The transcript is spliced from 2 exons. NCBI's taxonomy places the organism in Eukaryota, Viridiplantae, Streptophyta, Magnoliopsida, Solanales, Solanaceae. The record is from RefSeq and is a predicted model, not a curated record. The coding region runs from base 1 to 768 and encodes 255 amino acids.